Panthera uncia (snow leopard) is the source of this 2658-nucleotide messenger RNA. RefSeq names its product male germ cell associated kinase (gene MAK). Gene Ontology annotation, cellular component: cilium; nucleus; cytoplasm. Lineage: Eukaryota; Metazoa; Chordata; Mammalia; Carnivora; Felidae. The transcript has 16 exons. The coding region runs from base 446 to 2386 and encodes 646 amino acids. The record is from RefSeq and is a predicted model, not a curated record. Gene Ontology annotation, molecular function: ATP binding; protein serine/threonine kinase activity. Gene Ontology annotation, biological process: protein phosphorylation; cilium assembly; intracellular signal transduction.
CCUAGCGGGCUGCGGGGCUGCCACCCUCCGUCCGAGCCCAGCCCCAGCCUGUCCGGCGAGGCCUGCCCGGCAUGUCCCCUCCGCGCCCUGUCCUACGAGGGCCAACCUCCGCCGAGAGAAGGGGCCUGGACACUGGAUUAGUCUUCUAUAGAUGAACAUAGAAGAAUAAAUGUAACCUACGGAGAAAUAUUAUUGUGUGUGAACUGGGGACCAUAGGCAAUGGUGUUCGUAAGAAUGAAAGCACCGUUUCCUUGCCAGAUUCCUUAUUGCUGUACUUCAUGAACCUACGUAAUCUUGGGCAAGAGCCUGUGUUUAACGAUGACACAGCUGUCACCAGUGUAGCAACAACAGUCCAAGGGAAGAAGACGGAUAAGGAAGCACUUACGUUUAUAUUCAACAAGGGAGUCGUCUCAGUCAACAAGUUGUGUUGCAUUAUUUUUCCGAGAUGAACCGAUAUACAACCAUGAGACAGCUGGGGGACGGCACGUAUGGAAGCGUUCUGAUGGGCAAGAGUAACGAAUCUGGGGAGCUGGUGGCCAUCAAAAGGAUGAAGAGAAAGUUUUAUUCUUGGGAUGAAUGUAUGAACUUGAGAGAAGUUAAGUCUCUGAAGAAGCUUAACCACGCCAACGUGAUCAAACUAAAAGAAGUUAUCAGAGAAAAUGAUCAUCUCUAUUUUAUAUUUGAAUAUAUGAAAGAAAACCUCUAUCAAUUAAUGAAAGACAGAGACAAGCUAUUCCCUGAGUCAGUCAUCAGAAAUAUUAUGUAUCAAAUAUUACAAGGACUGGCAUUCAUCCAUAAACAUGGUUUUUUUCAUAGGGAUAUGAAACCAGAAAACUUGCUUUGUAUGGGCCCAGAACUUGUGAAAAUUGCUGAUUUUGGACUUGCAAGGGAAUUAAGAUCACAGCCACCAUAUACUGAUUAUGUAUCUACCCGAUGGUAUCGUGCUCCUGAAGUUUUAUUAAGAUCUUCAGUUUAUAGCUCUCCCAUUGAUGUAUGGGCUGUAGGGAGUAUAAUGGCCGAACUGUAUACAUUAAGACCACUUUUCCCAGGGACAAGUGAGGUCGAUGAAAUCUUUAAGAUUUGCCAAGUUUUAGGGACUCCCAAAAAAAGUGACUGGCCAGAAGGGUACCAGCUUGCAUCCUCUAUGAAUUUCCGCUUUCCCCAGUGUGUUCCUAUAAACUUAAAAACUCUUAUUCCCAACGCCAGUAAUGAAGCUAUUCAGCUAAUGACUGAAAUGUUAAAUUGGGAUCCAAAGAAGCGACCAACAGCAAGCCAGGCACUGAAACACCCGUAUUUUCAAGUUGGUCAAGUAUUAGGCCCUUCCUCACAUCAUCUGGAAUCAAAACAAUCUUUACAUAGUAAGCAGGUGCAACCACCAGAGCCGAAGCCAUCUUCAGUUGAUCUAGAACCUGAGCCUCUGCCGGACAUCAACGAGCAGACUGUCAGACAGCCGCAGCCGAAAAACAGCCACCAGCCACUGCGGUCCAUCCAGCCGCCACAGAACACGAGUGUCCUGCAAGCGCCAAAGCAGCAGAAACAGCCACAGACGCUAUUUCCGAGCAUCGUCAAAAACAUGCCGGCCAAGCCAAAUGGUACCCUGGGGCACAAAAGUGCUAGGAGGCGCUGGGGUCAGACGGUGUUCAAGUCUGGAGACAGCUGGGAAGAGUAUGAGGAUUACGAUCUUGGAGCCUCCUAUUCCAAGCGGCCGAGCAUGGGUGUAUUCAAAGAAAAGAGGAAAAAAGAUACCCCAUUCCGGCUUCCAGAGUCGGUGCCCUCAGCCUCCCGCCACUCAGCAGGGGAAAACAAGAGCUUACCCGCUGCCGUUUCCCAGAAAUCGGAUUCUGAACUGUCAACUGCUUCCACCGCUAAGCAGUACUACCUGAAGCAAUCCAGAUACCUUCCAGGUGUAAAUCCCAAGAAUGUGUCCUUGGUAGCCAGUGGAAAGGAUAUAAACCCACAUACUUGGAGUAAUCAGUUAUUUCCUAAGUCAUUGGGACCCAUGGGGGCAGAACUUGCUUUCAAAAGGAGUAACGCAGAGGAAAGCAUAAUUAAACCAAUUGAAAAACUAUCAUGUAAUGAAAGUUUUCCUGAAAAAUUAGAGGAUCCACAAGGAAGUCUUGGAAGUUAUGCUACUUACAAUCAGUCAGGAUACAUUCCUUCCUUUCUCAAAAAAGAAGUGGGGUCAGCUGGCCAGAGGAUACACUUAGCACCUCUUGGUGCAACAACGACAGAAUACACCUGGAACACAAAACCCGGUCGGGGGCAGUUUUCAGGACCUACUUACAAUCCUACGGCCAAGAAUCUUAACAUUGUGAACCGUGUGCAGCCGGUUCCCUCAGUGCACGGAAGGACAGACUGGGUGGCCAAAUAUGGCGGCCACCGGUAGGAGAAUGGUGCAAAGCCCCACAGCAUUCUCCAUAGAAUACUCCAUAGUCCACGCAAGUCCCCAGACCCUGGGAAAUGUGUACAGAUGUCUAUUUCUACUGAGUUCUGGAAGCAAUAUGAAGUAGUGGGUACUCUGCAGAGCAAAAAUCAUCUCCUACUAUUUUCUUUCUUUCCUAGAAAUGAAAUCCAAUUUCUUAGCAUCAAUUGCCCACAGCGCUGACACGCGUACGGGUAGGACUUUACAAAGUAUUGAAUAAACUAUUUGCCAAAGUA